AACUGACCUUGUGGCAAUGGCAUGGCUUGCUUGUGUUGACAGCUAGUCCUGUACUGUUAUUAAUUAGGUCUAGCACCUUCAACAAAAAAUAACGAGGCAACAACUUGACAGGAUGGUGGGUGUCUGACACAACCCACACACUGAGGAGCACAGUACACGCACUGAAGGUUUCCUGUGUAGCUUGAUAUAGCACUGAGCACCACCCACUCACACGACAGAGCUCACAAAGAAAUUUCCAAGCCCAUGACACCAAGCUCAUAUGAAGGUGUGGGGGAAAACAGACAAUGCAUGUGUUUAGUGCUCAUGUUUAUUAGCCUACUGUGUAAUCAUUCGCUGACUCUUUUUUUGGUGGAUUUGUGGAUCCAGCAAGUGUUCUUCAGAAACGCAAGUACUUUUUUCUUUAAAGAUACUUUAUCUUUUACCAACACAGUUUACUUUAUUUAGUCAUAGUUAAGAAUUGUAGCCUAUAGUCACAGAAUACACAUGGUGUUCAUAAGUGGAAAAAUAUCUUGAUAGUUUCAAUUCGAUGACUUAAAUGUAAAUCAGAUAAAGAAAUUCAAACAGCAACUUUUUACAAUGGAAGCUAUGAUUGUAUUGCUGAAUUACGGCAUGAUAAGUCAAGCAAGCAGAGGAUAGGAUGAGAAAUCUCUUCUGUAAAACAUCAACAGUGAUAAUAUCUGACUGUGAACACUUUCACCAUAGGUUCCAUAAUCAGCAAAGGAAAGCAGAAGUAAACUCUCCAACUGGCUCUGUCACCUACAAGCUCAUUUUGAUUAUCCGACCUGAAACAAUGAAUACAUCUGUUGGAGAUUUACCUGGCAACUGCAGUACCCCAGCAGACUACCAGUUAUACCUCUUCCCAGCCGUCUACAGUCUGGUGAUGGCACUGGGCCUGCCAGGAAACGUGGGAGCCCUCUACAUGUUCAUCUUCAAGAUCACUCCCCGCACGUCCUCUAACGUGUACGUGAUCAACCUGGCCCUAGCCGACACAGCCAUCCUCUGCACCCUGCCCUUCAAGAUCCACUACUUCCUCAACAGAAACGACUGGGUAUUCGGAGACAUGGCUUGCCGCAUUACAGGAACACUGUUCUUCGCCAACAUCUACAUCAGCAUCGCCUUCAUGACCUGUAUCUGUGUGGAUCGAUACACGGCCGUCGCCCAUCCUCACAUCUAUCUGAGGCUCCGGAACUCGUGGUAUACUGUAGUGGUGAGUGUGGCGGUGUGGGUGGUGGCGGGGGUGGCUGUUCUGUCUUUCAUCCGAGUGGGACCUCUGGACAGCAAGCCUGGCGGAGGUCUCCCCCAUCGCCGUAGCUGCUUUGAGAACUUUUCAAAGCACGAGUGGGACAGGCGUGUGGCGCCGUACAGCUUAUUCAGUCUCGUCUUCGGCUCGCUACUGCCCUCUGUGGUCAUCCUGGUGUGUUACCCUCUGGUGGCACGGCGCAUCGCUCUCAUCCGGACCAACAUGGCCCGCGGAGCCCUGAGGGUCAUCUACACCAUCCUGGCUAUCACCCUGCUCUGCUUCAUGCCGUACCAUGUGGUUCACUUCCUGCACCUGCUCCGCCGUCAAGGGGCCAUCCAUCACUGUCCCCAUGCCAAUGCCAUCUACAAUGCCCGGCAGGUGACCCUGGCUCUGGUCAGCCUCAACAGCUGUCUGGACCCCCUGCUCUACUACUUCACCACUAGUCGCUGUAAGUGGAGUCCCUCCAUGGCCAGAUUCAGAUGGAUUUGGGCCAGGAGGAAUAGGGGGCUCUACACCAUUGCUGUAGGACAGUGAAUGGUUUGGAUAAACUGGCUCCAACUGUAUCCUAUCAACUAAUGUAAUUGUAUGCUUUAUAUAUUCUACUCACAAACUCUGAAGCCAAUUGGUGAAGCAAUUUUUGCCAUCGUAAACCACCAACCUUUGCAAACAUGUACAGUUGGAGUUGGAAGUUUACAUACACCUUAGCCAAAUAUAUUUAAACUCAGUUUUUCACAAUUCGUGACAUUUAAUCCUAGUAAAAUUUCCUGUCUUAGGUCAGUUAGGAUCACCACUUUAUUUUAAGAAUGUGAAAUUUCAGAAUAAUAGUAGAGAGAAUGAUUUAUUUCAGAUUUUAUUUCUUUCAUCACAUUCCCAGUGGGUCAGAAGUUUACAUGCACUCAAUGAAUUCCUCCUGACAGAGCUGGUGUAACUGAGGCAGGUUUGUAGGCCUCCUUGCUCGCACACGCUUUUUCAGUUCUGCCCACAAAUCUUCUAUAGGAUUGAGGUCAGGGCUUUGUGAUGGCCACUCCAAUACCUUUACUUUGUUGUCCUUAAGCCACAACGUUGGAAGUAUGCUUGGGGUCAUUGUCCAUUUGGAAGACUCAUUUGCGACCAAGCUUUAACUUCCUGACUGAUGUCUUGAGAUGUUGCUUCAAUAUAUCCACAUAAUUUUCCAUCUAUUUUGUGAAGUGCACCAGUCCCUCCUGCAGUAAAGCACCCCCACAACAUGAUGCUGACACCCCUGUGCUUCACGGUUGGGAUGGUGUUCUUCGGCUUGCAAGCCUCCCCCUUUUUCCUCCAAACAUAACGAUGGUCAUUAUGGCCAAACAGUUAUAUUUUUGUUUCAUCAGACCAAAGGACAUUUCUCCAAAAAGUACGACCUUUGUCCCCAUGUGCAGUUGCAAACCGUAGUCUGGCCUUUUUGAAGGUAGGCCUUGAAAUGCAUCCACAGGUACACCUCCUAUUGACUCAAAUGAUGUCAAUUAGCCUAUCAGAAGCUUCUAAAGCCAUGACAUCGUUUUCUGGAAUUUUACAAGCUGUUUAAAGGCACAACUUAAAGGUCAACUUAAACUUUAAAGGUCAACUUAUUGUCUGUAAACCUCCGACCCACUGAAAUUGUGAUACAGUGAAUUAUGAGUGAAAUAAUCUGUCUGUAAACAAUUGUUGGAAAAAUGUCUUGUGUCAUGCACAAAGUAGAUGUCCUAACCAACUUGCCAAAACUAUAGUUUGUUAACAAGAAAUUUGUGGAGUGGUUGAACAACGAGUUUUAAUGACUCCAACGUAAGUGUAUGUAAACUUCCGACUUCAACUGUAUCUAUUCAAGCUUUGUACAACAGACAUACUGACCUUUACAGAAAGCUACACUGAACAAUGGGAUUAUAUUGAAGACGAUCCCGAUGGAAGUCAUUUCUUCAGCAGAGUAGACAGAAAGCUCCCCAGACUGUCAUCCUACAAAUAAAACCAGUUUGACAUCAUUUGGAUUGAAAUAAACCAUCUGAGAAUGUGAUGGAGUAGUUUGACUUGUGAUUAGUAAAUCUGAUCUAUCAAACAUACUAACCUAAAGUGUAUUUUGAUCAUAUCAUUGACAUUUACAUAGUGUUUAUCUAAAAAGGGUUAGAUUCGAAAAGGUUAUGGCUUGUGGUGGCUACAUGUACUGCUGUAGCUAGAUGUUUUUGGUCAAAUAAAUAGAUGUGCAUCACAGGAUAUGGCGACGGUGACUCAAGCAACAAGGUAUAGAAACCACAGGACUCUUUAAGGUUGUGGGCUGCGCCAUAAUGUGUAUAGUACAACAUGGUUCAAAUAGUACCGUAAGCACACUCCUAAGCUUGAACUGCCUCCAAUCACAUCGCUUUCCAGUGGCGCAACUGGCUAGUACGUUGUCAAACAGACGGUCACGCGUGUUUGCGAUGCAGACCCUGGUUCGAGCCAUGAAUGGACAGUGUACCCAGACAUACUGUUAAGCAGACACUGUGGUCUGGCACAAUAACACUCAUUUCCAACACCCGUCCUCCUUACCUGAUAGCUCCAGGAGAGCAAUAACACCUUGGUGUUGGGGUCUUCAGCUGAAGAGCCUGGGAGGUGCUGGAUGGUGUAACCUUUCAGUAGACUAGAACAGAGGCAAUACAGAGAGAAAUGGGAGAAUGAAUCAUUCAUAUUAGUCCUUUUACUGUAACUCCUUUUUUGUGAUACAUAUAUACUUUCUUUUGCUCAAGACAUAGAACAAACUUUGUACAUUUUAUGCCCAAGCUUUGCCCAAAUAAGAAUAAAAAUGGUCAACUUUG
This is a messenger RNA of Salvelinus fontinalis (brook trout), 4020 nucleotides long. Its product is annotated as lysophosphatidic acid receptor 6-like. The record is from RefSeq and is a predicted model, not a curated record. Gene Ontology annotation, biological process: G protein-coupled receptor signaling pathway. NCBI's taxonomy places the organism in Eukaryota, Metazoa, Chordata, Actinopteri, Salmoniformes, Salmonidae. The coding region runs from base 638 to 1774 and encodes 378 amino acids. The transcript has a single exon. Gene Ontology annotation, cellular component: membrane. Gene Ontology annotation, molecular function: G protein-coupled receptor activity; oxysterol binding.